Molecule: messenger RNA, 795 nt
Organism: Prorocentrum cordatum
Lineage: Eukaryota; Dinophyceae; Prorocentrales; Prorocentraceae
Source: the annotation of a GenBank genome assembly
AUGUCCUCCGAGGAGCACCCAGACCGCUCCGUCACCUCCGCCAGCGCGGCCGUCGACGGCCUGCAGGACUUGAUCCACGAAGCCGCCCUCAGCGUCAGCGAUGACGAUCGGCUCCUCGACGCCGCCUUCCGCGAGCUGCACCGCUGCACCGCAGGCACCUCCACGUUCGGCACCCUGGCGCUGCUAUCCACGAGCUGCACCAUCUGCACUAUCAGCACCUCCGCGGUCUUCUCGAUGUUCGGCACCUCGACGCUGCCCUCGGCGUGCGGCGCCGUCGGCAGCGCCCCAGUCUUGCCCAACUUCGGCACCACGACGCCGCUCUCGACGUGCUGCGCCGCCUCGUCGUCCUGCUCGUCCACGUCCACCUCCAGGAUGGGCGACAGGAUCCCGAUGAAGAACGAACCCUGCUCGGCACCAGUGCGCUGCCGAGCCUGCUCGGCGGUCCGCCGAGCCUCGCUGCUGCCCCCGUCCUCCGCCUCCCCAGCGAAGAAGCGGGCUCUUCUGCCCGCCGUGGCCCUGCUGGCCAGCGCGUGCCUCUUCGGCGCCCGCCUGGCGUUCCUGCCUGCGGCCGGGGCGGCGCCGCGGCAGCACGAGGCGCUUCUGCGCGCCGGCGCCGCGGCCGCGGCGGCGGCCGCGCCGGCGCUGGUAAUUGCGGAGCCGGACGAGCUCGUCGACUACAACUUCGCGGGCGAGUUCACGCCUUUCAUGAUCAUCGGGUAUUUCACGCUCACCACUGCCCUCACGGGUUUCUCCUUCGUCUCUUACCUGGUGUUGACGAAGCUGAAGAUCAUCUGA